UCAUGGAUGUGCAAUCUAAUUCGAAUAAGGAAGCUACCAGUCUCCCGCCUCCUAAUUAUAUAUGUUAUAAUUGCGGCAAAGGUGGACACUGGAUUAAUUUUUGCACCGAAGAACAUUCGAAGAAAACAAUUCAGACUGCACGUAAACCAACUGGAAUUCCAUCAAAAGAAUUAGUUACGGCAACUAAGGACACACCUGGUGCAAUGCUUCUUAAUGGUGAAUGGGUUGUUUCGAAGCUUCAUUUACAAGCGCAAAAAGAAAGCAGUGAAGCUGCAAAGAACCCUUUCAAAAAUGUAUUCGGCAUGAACAAUGGCCACAAUGGGGUGGGGGUUGAUGAAGUUAUGGACAGUAGCAGUGGCAAUCAGCAGACGAGGAGUGGGGGAGGGGUGUUGUACCCCAUGUCAUUUUCCCAACCACUAGUGACUCUGUACCCGCUGAGUAACUACACGUUCGGAACCAAAGAGCCAUUGUUUGAAAGGGAUACAAACAUUUCACAGAGGUUCCAGCGCAUGCGGGAGGAGUACGAGGUGACUGGGAUGCGCAGAAGUGUCGAGGGGGUGCUACUUGUUCACGAACACAACCUGCCCCAUGUACUACUGCUGCAGAUAGGAGCGUCUUUCUUCAAACUGCCAGGCGGAGAAGUGAAGUCGAAUGAGACGCCAAUCGAAGCCCUCCGUCGUCUACUGAACGACAUCCUGGGCAAGCCAUCGAACGAACAGGGCCAGGGGGAUCCAACGCCAGAAGGCGACGACUCCUCCUCGCCUCCCCCCUCCAGUUGGGUGAUCCAGCAGUUGUUGUCCCAGUGGUGGAGACCCAACUUCGAACCCCCUCAGUACCCCUACAUUCCAGCGCAUAUCACCAGACCCAAGGAGCAUAAAUUCCUCUACCUGGUGCAGAUCCCACAGAAGGCGCUGUUCUCUGUGCCCAGGAAUUAUAAACUGGUGGCAGCUCCUCUGUUCGAACUCUACGACAACUCCCCCGGCUACGGACCCAUCAUAUCCAGCCUGCCAAACGUCCUCUCACGCAUGCACUUCAACUACCUCUGACAACCCCAAUCACCUCCCUUGUUAUUUGAAAAAACGUUCACUAGUCCCAUCUCUGUUGUUGUUUUUAUAGUUAUUCGCUGCAAUGUUAUAGCCUCGAAGUCGCAAUGCGAGAAUUUGCCUCCAUUUUGGCUUGAAACAGUCGAUUAUUAAUGUUGA
Symsagittifera roscoffensis is the source of this 1202-nucleotide messenger RNA. RefSeq names its product cleavage and polyadenylation specificity factor subunit 5-like. Bases 3 to 1046 code for a protein of 347 amino acids. Gene Ontology annotation, molecular function: zinc ion binding; mRNA 3'-UTR AU-rich region binding. Gene Ontology annotation, cellular component: mRNA cleavage factor complex. The record is from RefSeq and is a predicted model, not a curated record. Lineage: Eukaryota; Metazoa; Xenacoelomorpha; Acoela; Convolutidae. The transcript is spliced from 7 exons.